Penicillium brevicompactum is the source of this 183-nucleotide messenger RNA. RefSeq lists its product as uncharacterized. Lineage: Eukaryota; Fungi; Ascomycota; Eurotiomycetes; Eurotiales; Aspergillaceae. The coding region runs from base 1 to 183 and encodes 60 amino acids. The transcript is spliced from 2 exons. The record is from RefSeq and is a predicted model, not a curated record.
AUGGACCAAUCAGUACAUAUAAUUCUCAAAGACCUCCACGGAUCCACGAAUGCUCUGUUCAACCUUAGAGACUCAGGUACACAACGUGGUGAGGGUGGUGAGGGUGGUGAGGGUGGUGAGGGUGGUGAGGGUGGUGAGGGUGGUGAGGAGCGUGGCAAGCUGCACAAGAGAGGAAAGAUAUGA